ACGGGAUAUUACAAGGCAAACAGAAUUGGAAUGAUGCUUUGUGGCACAUGGCCAGAACAGUCAUUCACAACAAAAUUAACAAUUAGAAUUUUGCAUACUGGACCAAUUAUUAUUUUGCUCAUAGCAGAGUUUUUUUAUUUUUACGGCAUUCGAGGAGAUUUUCGUGAAGUCAUUCCAUGUUUACCAUCACCAAUGACAAUAUUCGUAGCAUUUAUUAAAUUUAAUUUAUUAGCCAGUAAUAAAAAAAUGGUAAAAGAUAUUAUUGACAAAAUGAGAAAUGAUUGGGAAUAUUUAGAAAAAACAUCGACAAAUAAAAUAAUGCAUAUAAAUGCUGCCAAAGGACGUCAAAGAAUUUUAACAUACAUGUAUUAUCUUAUGAUUUCAGCUUCAAUGUAUAUUGGCUGUUCAUUUAUUCCAAAAGCACUGGACAUUAUCAUACCUCUCAAUGAGACAAGAAAAAACAUAGCUCCAUUCGAAACAGAUUAUAAAGUUGACUUGGAUGAUUAUUUUUAUUUAAUUGUUUUACAUGGUCUAGUUACUUGCACGACAACAGUAACAUUUUUAUGGGUAACAGAUGCAUUUAUCAUGGUGAUGGUUCAACAUUGUUGUGGACUCUUUGGUACUAUUGGACAUGUUUUGAAGCAAUUAAAUGAAAAAAUAUCUGAAAAAGAUGAAAAAAAUAUUAUAAAUUAUGCUAUAUUGAUGCAUAAACGUGCCAUUACAUUUGCUGAUUUUAUUGAAUCAACAGUUACAGUAAUGUAUGGAUUUGUGGUAUUGAUUAAUAUGAUAGCAAUCAGCGUAACAGGUGUUGAAACGAUAUUUAGAUGGGAUAAUCAAGAUGUCAGAUUGAAAUUUGUUGCUUACACUAUUGCAGAAAUUGUACAUUUAUUUUUUAAUACAUUACCAAGUCAACAGCUGAUUGAUGACAGUGGUAAAGUUUUUGAUUCAAUUUACGAGUGUGAUUGGUCUAGCUUGUCAAUUAAAUCACAAAAAUUAAUUUGGCUGAUGCUUGUUAGAAGCACCAGACCUUGUUAUCUAACAGCUGGAAAAUUUUAUGAAUUAAAUAUGGAAAAUUUUAGCCAGGUCGUACGUACAGCUGUGUCUUACCUCACAGUUUUGACAUCAUUUAAAUAA
Molecule: messenger RNA, 1134 nt
Organism: Aphidius gifuensis
Lineage: Eukaryota; Metazoa; Arthropoda; Insecta; Hymenoptera; Braconidae
Product: odorant receptor 13a-like
Exons: 9
Coding region: 31-1134 (367 amino acids)
Biological process (GO): sensory perception of smell; detection of chemical stimulus involved in sensory perception of smell
Cellular component (GO): plasma membrane
Molecular function (GO): odorant binding; olfactory receptor activity
Source: RefSeq, a predicted model, not a curated record